Molecule: messenger RNA, 5421 nt
Organism: Doryrhamphus excisus (bluestripe pipefish)
Lineage: Eukaryota; Metazoa; Chordata; Actinopteri; Syngnathiformes; Syngnathidae
Gene: hmgxb3
Product: HMG box domain containing 3
Source: RefSeq, a predicted model, not a curated record
AUAAUAAUAAUAAUUGAAUAACGUACCUGAGGAAUUCCAACAGAGAUUUGGUUCUCAACUCGCUUUUGGAUCUCCUCCAACUGUUCUUUUAGCUGCGUCAGGUCUUUCAGCUGUUUCAGGGGAUCCUAAAAAUAACACUUUUUUUUCACCACGCAAUGACAGUAAUUCUGCACAAGUGGUGCAAAAAUGCAUGCUAUUUAUGGUCGUUGCAGCUGACAGAGUAAAAGUUGAACAGAGUUUACCGACCAUAUAACGUCACUAGAGAUAAGUUAAGUCAUUAUUAAAAUAAGUAAAUUCACAAUAAAUGUGCGGUUAAUAUUUUUCUUUCCAUUGCUCCUCGUAAUAAUAAUUCUAAACACAUUAUUGAUUAUGAGUGACUGCAAAAAAAACAGUACACCGCUUCACUCACCUUGUCAUCCGCCAUUUUUUCGCAUCGAAUUGAUCGGUGUUCAACUACAUAGCCUGGGAUAAGCGUUUUGAUUAGUUAGGUCUGAGUUCUUUUCCGGGUUAGAAUUCUGCACCCUGAAUCAUAAUAAAGCUAUACGAUCAAAUUCGAACAAAACAUUUUCAUCUUACUUCUACGUUGUGGUUGUCGUUAAUGUACAAAUCCGAUAGACGCAUGUCAUCUUUAGGAGAGGCUCCUCAAUGCAAGUGUCACCUUCACGCGUCAAAAACGUCCUCUCUGAUUGGCCAGUGUUUCCGUGUUCACGCAGCUGAUUGGCUUAGAGCCUUAGCAAGAAAUCGCCAUGUUUUUUUGCCAGUCGAUGGCGAACGAACCUGCAUUUUUCAGACAUUAAACCAGCCAAAUUCAAUACUCUAGCGAUAGCGUUUGAAAUGUAUCAAUGUUGUUAACAAUGUUAACAAUGUUUUACCUUCUUGGUGUGUUUUACAUCUGUUCCAAAGCACCGUGAAGCGCUUCGGGCCAUUCGAGAUCCUGGGUCAUCAUGGACAAAGUAGAAUUAUAUGAGGUAGUGAAGGUGACAGAGGAGGUGGAGAGCACAGACGUACAAACACCUUCCCUCAUGAAAAGAAAGCGUAAAACUAAGGAAGGAAACGAGUUGAAAUCAAAGAAACCCAGGUCCGCGUACCUGCUGUACUACUUCGAUGUUUAUCAGAUUAUCCAACAGGAGACACCAAAUCAGCCACAAUCUGAGAUCAACAAGCGAAUCAGUGAGAGCUGGAAAAGGCUCAGCGUGGCGGAGAAAGGCUACUAUCUGGAAAAGGCCAAGUCGGAGAAGGAGGGUACUAAUACAUUAUCCCACAGCCCCUCCAAAGACCUCCCCGGCUUCCGUAAAAUCCGCCCAAGAGCUAGUUACCUCAUCCUCGCCGAAAAUCAGCAGGCAGGAUGCUCUCAGGCAGAAGCUCCAGAUCCUCCAGCCGAGGGAGGCGUGUCAUCUUUGACUCCAAAGAAGCCGCAAAGAAGCAUGCCUGGCUUGGCCUGCAAGGUGGAGGUUUGUCAGAAGUCCACCGUUCUGGAUAACCUCGGGAAGCACACGCAAGACGCGUCAUCAACAAUCCCGGGAAGCGCAUCGUCCUCUUCAUCGCCCAUCACAUCCGCGUCCCCGGCUUCCACAGAUGUUUCUUUCUCACAGAGCUCUGUGGAUGCUACGGUAAACGGUGUUGGAGUGAAAAGAAGCGAGAUGAGAGAUACUGCUGGUGUUAACAGUAUGAUGGCGGUGCAGCAAAUACAAGGGGAGAUGACGCAGAUGGUUGCCAUCAUCCCCAAUCAGGCUGGGGUUAACUCCUUUAGUCCUGUAAUGAUGCUUUCUGUGGGAGCCAAAGAAGAGCAAGAAGCUUCGCCUUCAUACAAGAUGUCUGUGAAGACAUACACCAGAAGAGGUCGUGGGAGGUGUCUAAAUCCUAGCUGUUCAUUUGUCUACGUCACCCGCCACAAGCCGACCAAAUGUCCCGAUUGUGGGAGCCAUCUUGGCGGCAAAUGGACACCUGCAGCAAAGAAAAGCAAACAAAAACCUCCAGGUCUCCAAGAAACCAAGGCUAUGUCCGAUGCGGCCCAAGCCAAGUGUGCUUCAAGCUGCCAGGCCGCAACACAGGAGAGGAAUGCCGAUGUGGGUAAAAGCAAAGUGAGAAGAAGAGGGCGGCCCAAAAAGCAAUGCAGCAGUGCAGUUACAGCUGAUCAGACACUAGAGGGCAUCAUUGAGUCACAGGAGAAAACACGGCAUGUGAAAGAAAUAACAGUCCGAAGGCAAGAUGGCGUGCAGAAGAGGCCUGUAAGACCCAUCUUACCUGCCUGUUAUAGCACAGGUCAUACUUUGUUCCAGGUCAUCACUGUUCCACCUGCAAGUGGAACAUUUCAGACAGCAAACAGCAAAUCACAGAUCGAACCACACGCGAGUUUCUCAGGUCUCAAACCUCUCACCUUGAAACAACUCGGUCAGGAGGUCCCAGCCAAGCAGGGUUCUCUUGUGUCUUCAAGUCCGACUGUUGCUUCACUACCUGAAAAGAAAACAACCGUUGUCUCGGUCGUGCCUUUCACUAAGGUGACGGUUGGCGAUUUUGUAAGUGACCUGGGACUGUCUACAGCAAGAGGCAGGGGUCGCUGUACAAACUUGCUGUGCAGCUACAUGUAUAAAAACAGACACAAGCCAUUAGUGUGCCCUAAAUGUGGCUACGAGCUGUCCCAGAGGAACCCCAAAGGAACCAAGUCAACGAAACUGGUUGAUCCACACCGGCCGCUGAGUCCCGCUCAGAAAGACCUGCAGCGCCAAUCCACUUUGCAGCUCCUUCGUCAUUCCCUGCAGAUUCCCGAGAGCGAGGCUGAGCUCCAGGAAACGCUAAACCUCAUCCAGGAGCUCAACAGUCUUCAAAUUGUCUUGGUUCAAUCGGGACAGCAGGAGCAGGAGCAGGAUGGCGAUGUCGAGACGGAGACCCUGGUGGAGACCGGCUGGCCUCAGUUUUAUGAAUCAUCUGCCACACAUUGUGGCCUGUGCAAUGGAACUCUUUACAAAGGAGCUCAGGGCACCAUCGCAGGACAGGAGGACUGCUGGCUACUUACUGAGGCGCUCAUCCAGACGGCAUCUCUGCAGCUCAAAGUGUGUCUCAAUGCACAAUGUCUGGCUCUGCACAGCUUCACAGACCUGCAUCCAGGUUUGUUCAACAUUGGAAACAGACUUCUUAUUAGUAUCGAUCUGUUGCUGAAGAUGCGAACCAAAAUCAGAAUGGGACACCCACCCUCUCAGGUUGCCACGACCGUAUUGGACCACGCCCCCAAUCACCCUGUACACACCUUGAGUCCGGAGGAGAUGUCCCAAAUUCAAGAGCUUCUCCUGGUGGGCUACUGGGCCUUCGAGAGCCUGACAGUGCGAGAUUACAACGACAUGAUCUGCGGCGUUUGUGGCGUCGCUCCCAAGUUGGAGAUCGCCAGGCGACACCCGGACAAUGUGCUGGAGCUGAGGAACGUGGAGUUCACCUGGCCCCAGGCCGCAGUGUCAGACGAGGUGCACGUGGAUGACUUCUGGCUGACCAUGGAGAGCGAGGCCAUCGAGCAGGCAGCUUUCCCCGCUGACAUCCCCAUCACGCGGAUGGAUGCUUCCAUCAUCGCCCCCUUCAUCCCACCACUGAUGAGGGGCCAGGCUGUCAUCAACACGGAAAAGGAUAAGAUCAUGACACAACCACAGCUGCCUUCAGGAGAUCCGUCAGUUUUGGUGCGUCUUUUUCACGACGGUGAGCUGAAACCCGACAAGAUGGAAGAUCACACUGAGGAUGAGCUGAGAGCUAUUCUGGAACGCUGCGGGGCGAGCAUCUCCCCGGACUCAACUAAGAAUGAGCUGCUCUCUUCACUGAUCUCCAUGUGCACGCUUGCUCACAGCGGCCUCCCCUCGGCCCCCCAGCCCCCUCAACACCUCACUGCCGGCAAACUGUCUAAAGUCUGCCCCCAUAAGGUCGUGUGCGGUUCCAAGUACUUGGUGAGAGGAGAGACGGCGCGGGACCACGUGGACCUGCUACUGUCCUCUCGUUACUGGCCUCCGGUCUACGUUAGCGACUGCGCUCGGCAGGUGGCGCUCUGUACGGACAUGCAGUACCCAGAAACGGCCGCUCAGAUGUGGGGGAGGAACCAGGGCUGCUUCUCUGACCCUUUUAACCAACCUGAGCUGGUGUCAUGUGGAGAGCUGCAGGAGAAGCCCUACACCGCAGACCUCUCCGUGUUGGAGGACAUCCAGCAGCUUCACCCACUCACAAAAUCUUCCUCUUGUUGGCUGGUGCAUCCUCCUAAACCAUCUCAGAGGCAGGAGAGCGCCCUCCCGGAGCACCAUUCCAUGGCCCUGUGCAGAGACCUGGAGCCCCUCAUCGGCACCGUGAUUGCAAUUGACAAGGAAGAGAACGAGGAGGCGGCGGCGGAGAGCGAUGAGAGUUCAGCCGAGUGUUCUUCGGUGAACCGUUUGAGGACACAACCCGUGGCUUUCAACAACCCGGCACAUUACUACCUUUACAACCGUCUGCUGGAUUUUCUUUCCAGCAGGGACAUCGUGAGUCAGCAGAUCAGCCAAGUGGUGAAGCUGUGCCAACCCGGAGAGGUCGUCAUCCGGGACGCUUUGUAUCGCCUGGGAGUGGCAAACAUCAACACGGAGAGGGACGAAGGUGAAAAAAGUGUGUCGGAGGAAGACAUUGAAAAAUGUGAUUGAAGGACCACCUCAUGAAAGAAAACGGUAGAACAGCAAAACAUCCCCACAUAUAGGGUAAAUGUAAACACGUUUAAAUUAAACAAGUCAUUAUUUAUUAAGUGACCAUUUGUUUUUAAUGUGCAUUGAGAUUUGUAAAAAUGAUCUGGAACGCCUGUUGUAAAUAUUGAUAUAUUAAUAUUUUACAGUUCUGGUGAGAUUGUAUUUGUCACACUGUUCCACUCACCGUCAGUACUACUUCCACAGCCCUGCCUGAUACUAUAUAUUACUGAUACUACACACAGUAGGUAUGAAGAUACGGUAUAUAUAUAUAUAUAUAUAAAGCAUGGGUCUCAAACAUGCGGCCUGCGGGCCAAAUGUGGCCCACAGGACACUACUUUGAGGCCCCCGCCGUGAUAUGAAAGUUUAAUGUUAGUGCGGCCCGCUCAAGUUUGAUAUGGAUGCUGUAUGGUAUCAUGUACCCAGAAAAAAUUAUUACGUUUGAUUAAUGUUCAUGUUAAAGGUUAAAUAACUGUUAAUAGUUAUCCUCCCUAUCCGUGUGGAAGUGGUAAGUUUUUGGCUAUUUAAGUUUAAAGGAAAUAUAACUUGAAGGCUACCGUUUAGGUCGCUAGCUCUCUAGUUUGCGAGUUAGCACGUGUCUCAAGACCCCGCAGCUGCGCAAUAUGUUGUAAAUAAAAAGAGUAUAAAUGUGACUAUAGUCGUGUUUUGUCAUGUCUACAGGGCUCUAAUAAUGCUUUGUUCAUUUUAAUCUGAAAAAAAUCAUUUGUCUACCCACCAACUAUAU